This is a messenger RNA of Dicentrarchus labrax (European seabass), 3962 nucleotides long. It is a transcript of the gene sowahca, whose product is annotated as sosondowah ankyrin repeat domain family Ca. The transcript has 4 exons. Lineage: Eukaryota; Metazoa; Chordata; Actinopteri; Moronidae. The record is from RefSeq and is a predicted model, not a curated record. Gene Ontology annotation, molecular function: protein binding. The coding region runs from base 774 to 2372 and encodes 532 amino acids.
AAAUAAUGUUUAUUUUUUGUAGUAAUACAGCCCACCCCCCCCUUCUUUGUAUAAUGGUACAGCGCAAAUUAAUUUUCCCAGUCGCUUCCAUGACAUGUUCCGGGCUGUCAGAAAAAUGUAAAGCUGAUUGAGCGUAACAUCUUUAUAGCCUCUAUUAUGAUGUUGAUACCUGGGUUCUUAUGAGUUUUAAAUUGACCUCAAAUAACUCACAACAAACAACAAGAAUUUUGCCAAUAUUUGGAAAAAUACGUUGGUUUUAGCGUAAAUGAGAUGCACUGAACAAGGCUGGUUAAUAUCAUUACUUUGUAUUCUGUGUUAGCUAAAUAUUUUUAUUUUAGAUAUGAAUCAGUCAGUCGUCCAGUACAGGCCACUUCUUCCUCCAGCUACCACAGCCCAGUCGACACUUGAAAUAAAAUUGUUUCCUCCAGAUCGCUUUCACUACACGGUCGAUUUUUACUAGUAAGUUGGAAAUCUGAGUUUACUGAGGAGCACUUGAAUGCAGCAUGGCUUUUUGCCAUGGUGGGCCUUUUUUUUGCUCGGUUGCUUCAGCGACGUGCGACCCCUAUCUGCCAGAGCUGGACACUCCCAGUGGAGGAGAGGAGGAAACCAGUGAGGAAGAUGCUGUCAUCCGUUGUCACCGACCUCAGUGAAUGACAGCAGCGUGAACAUGGAGUCGUUUUGAAUUAUUCUCCUGUAACUUAUUCAAGCCACCUUUCUCGCUCUGUUUUGUUGUUUUUUUGGAGGGGGUGGGGGGGUGGGGGGCACUCCUCGGGAUGAUGAUGGCGUCCCAGUGCACGGAGCAAGCCGUGCAUGAGUUCCUGAUGGAGAGAGGAGGGAGGGUCCCACAGAUGGAGCUGAUCGAUCAUUUCUUAUCAGUUUUGGGGAAGAAUGACCAGUCUAAGGAAAGCGUGGAGCGUGAGAUGCUGACCCGCAUCGUGGACAACGUGGGAUUCGUGAAGGUGGAAAACGGCGUGACAUUUGUGUGUUUGAAAGCUGAAGGCAGCGAGGUGUCGGUGAUGCGUACGGACACAGACGGCCACGAUCACGCGGAGUGCAACGGUAAUAUCCAGGAGACAGUGGACGACAACAACUAUGUGAACGGCAACCCUGACAACGGAGACCAAACAGGAGCAUCCAGCUCACUGGCUGUCAGUCUGGACAAUGACAAACAGUCAAAUGGCAAUGGGCAACCUGCAGACCCCUCCCCGAAUAAUAAGACCAACACAGCAGCUCCUACCUCCAGUGGAGGAGGGGAGGUGAAGCUGAGGGAGAGGAGAAGGCGCGAGUCGGCCCCGGUGAUCGGGGUGCCAGAUCUGGACCAGGCUCACCCUGUGGGGUUGCACAGCCAGCAGGUGAGAGGGGCACGCAGGGUAUCCAAAGGGUCCCAGCGGGCCAUGCUGAUCAGCUGCCUAUCUGAGGACAGCGCCUUGGAAGGGCUGGACCCUAUUGGAGAUAUCAACACACCCAAGGGAAGUCGCAGGAACUUCAUAGAGCUGAUGAUGAGCAGUUCUCCUCAGGUUCGGAGGUCUCUGAUCAACCGUGGUUCACGCCUCCGGGACUCAGUGAAGAGCGAUGGAGAUUCGACAUCGCUCCUCUCCUCAGCCACUGAUGAGGAUUGCGCCUCAGUGACCCUGGACCCACUGGAGCACGAGUGGAUGCUAUGCGCCUCAGAUGGCCUGUGGGAAAGCCUGCAGCCCCUGCUCUCUGUGGAGCCUUGCCUAGUGGCCAAGAGAGACUUUGUGACUGGCUUUACGUGCCUCCACUGGGCGGCUAAGCAGGGCAAAGCUGAGCUUCUCUCCCAGCUGCUAGUCUUUGCCAAGGAGAACGCUAUACCUGUGAAUGUAAAUGUGAGAUCAAGUGCUGGAUACACACCGCUACACCUGGCAGCUAUGCACGGACACACGCAGGUGGUUCGGGUGUUGCUGUCAGACUGGGAGGCAGACCCUGAGGCGCGGGAUUACAGCGGUAGGCGAGCCAUCCAGUACCUGUCCCCACCACUGGCCGCUGACCUGCAGGAGGAGGGGGUGGUCCUCUCACCGGGAGCUGAGUCAGACAGCGAAAACACUAACAGCAGCAGUGGUGGAGGGCGCGGAUGGCGGUUUCCCAGAGUCCUCACGGGCAAUCUGAACCCGCUGAGGCUCCUGAACCCGCCUGCCGAGGCAGCAGAGGAAGCGUUCGCGACUGGAAGGACCAAGGGGGGAAUCCAGAGGAAGUCGUCCCUGAGCCGGCUGAACGCCCGGCUGCACAGAGGACGCCACCGAGCCCAGAUCAUUCACAGCGCCUCCUUCAGGGACCCGGGGGAAGUGGGGAGAGGAGAGGAGCUCCCCAGCAGCCCCCUCCGAACCCGACCACUAUCCAACCUGUUUGGAUGAAGUUACACAACUCUGAAACAACGAUGUAGAGAUAUAAACCAGAUUGACAUCUUUUGAUUUACAAAAUACAGUUUACUCACCUUUAUAAGCUGUCAGGUCAGACAUUUUUAUGACCAAAUUAAGAGUAUACAUCCUAAUAUAUCACGUCAGGCUGAUUUGAAAAGUUUUAUUAUAAUAGGAUUCUAAAUUAAUAGAUGACAAAUGUUUGUUUGUCUAAAAAUCUAACUUAUUUUUGUUCCUAUUGCAGUUGUUAGGCUUAUGUUGAUCACUGGGGAUAGGUCACAGUUCAUGUAGCAUUUUAUUUGACACAUUCACUGAGUUAAAACUGAACAUCUGUUCUGUGAAUUGCUUUUUACUUUUGUUUUCUUCAAUGUUUUUAGGCUCUCUGUUUCAGAGCAGAUAGCAAACAUUACACCAGGUGUUUUUUAGUUUUAAUACCUUACACUAGAACAAUGUUUACACAAAUGCAAAAGCAACAACCAGGAUUGUAUGAGAACUUUAGUUUCGACUCACAGCGGUGAGGGAUUUGAAAAUAACACUUAGGUUUGAUUCCACACAGUUAUCCUAAAUCUUUGUUUUUGUUUGCAGAGUAAAGUAAUAUAUUCAUAGAACUAAUUUUCUACAUUUCAACCUCCUUUGACUGGAUGGUGCUCACGUUUUUUGGUUGUUUUUUUUGUGUAAAUUUCUUUAAUGUGAAUGAAUCUUUUUAUUUUUCAGUAUCAGAUUUUAGUAUUCAAACUGUUAUAACCACAGAACUCUUGUAUGUCAAAACAACCAUGUGCAGUUGUCCUGUAUGCACUUGUCACUUUGAAGAUAGUUUGUGAUUAUGGGAGAAAACAGCUAGGUGGGGCACGGGGGGCUCCAGGCUGUCAUGGCUUUAGUUAGAUCGAGUAUCUUUAUAAAGACUGACACACAGUUACACAGUAGGACUGUCUCACAGGGUGGAAGCACAUGGAGAACCGAUGUUGUUUAUGUGAGUUUUUCUGCUGACUAUAAUGUACCUCAAAUCCUCCGAGUCUGGUUCACUCAGUGUUACAUUUCUUCAUGGACCUCUUAAUAGCAGACUGCUGUGUCUGUUUAACUGUUUUAGUUAAACAGAGUAGCACUGAUUUGUAUUACAGUAAAAAUGCAAUCAAAUGAACUGAUUCAUAUCCACCAUAUCAGUCUGGACCAGAUUUUAUACUUGCCCUAUAUUGGCCUCUUGUAUUGAUCUAACCUUGCAUGUACACAAUCAUUCGUUCAUUAAUUAUGUCAUAUGUGAAUAGUAAAGAGUCUAGACCAGUAUAUGCUGUAUGUGAGGAGCACAUUGACUUUUUGACUGUUUUCCCAAAUAUCUGAACCUUACUUAUACCUGACUAUUGGAUCAAUGACACAUCUUAAAUUUCAUGAAUGUUCCUUUAGUACUUUGUAGCAUUUGUACUCAAAUCAUAGGGCUUCAUGUACUUCUAUGGUUGACUCUUGAUGUAGAAAUGUAUUGUACAAACCUACCUUGGGGAAAUGUAAAUGCUGUGCACUGUUAUUUUUUAUGUCUGUAAGUCAUUGUUUACUGUGAUGUUAUGAUGUGAAUACACUGUUACUGAGCCACCGUCA